ACACACACACACACACAGACACCCACACACACACAAACACACACACACACAGACACACAUGCACUGACAGACCCCCCUCUCACACAGGAGUAGAUAGAGAGCGGUGAAGAGCAGAAGGAGCUGGGUGGCAGGAGAGAUGCAGGAGGGCUGUUGGUGAUUGAACAAAGCCAGGAAAGCAGUGCGCAGUCCAGGGGAGAAGAGCAGCUGUGAAAUGCCUCGAAGGGAGCCUGCUAACAACUCCUGCAGAGAACUGAAGGUGUUGAGCUUCAGCUGAGGAUGGCAGGAGAUUCUCGAGUCCUCAUGGACCACAACAUGGAGAUAGGAGUCACACCUGCACAGGUAAAGAAGCUCCCUAAACACUUGCGGGAGGCUCAGAUCUCAACAGAGCGAACCCACUUGAUUUCUGACCCGGUGAAGAAGCCACGUCAGCGAUAUGUGCAAAAAGACGGAAAGUGCAACGUUCAUCACGGAAACGUGCAAGAGACCUACCGAUACCUCAGUGACUUGUUCACUACGCUGGUGGACCUACGCUGGCGUCUUAGUCUCUUCAUUUUCACCUUGGUCUAUAUAGUCAACUGGCUUUUCUUCGGCUUUCUGUGGUGGCUGAUAGCGCUCAUCCGUGGGGAUUUGGUGCACGCUGAUGAGGAGGGCUGGACCCCCUGUGUGGAGAACCUCAACAGUUUUGUCUCAGCUUUCCUCUUCUCCAUUGAAACAGAGACCACCAUUGGGUACGGUUAUCGUGUAAUCACAGAAAAAUGCCCUGAGGGUAUCAUACUGCUUUUGGUGCAGGCUAUCUUGGGUUCCAUUGUUAACGCCAUGAUGGUGGGCUGCAUGUUUGUCAAGAUCUCACAGCCAAAGAAUCGCGCCGAGACCCUCAUGUUCUCGCACAAUGCUGUCAUAUCGGUGCGAGACAACAAGAUGUGCCUGAUGUUUCGGGUGGGGGACCUGAGGAACUCUCACAUCGUAGAAGCAUCGAUCAGAGCAAAGCUGAUCCGCUCGCAGCAGACCAAGGAGGGGGAGUUCAUCCCGCUCAACCAGACUGAUAUCAACAUUGGCUUUGACACGGGAGACGACCGGCUGUUCCUGGUGUCACCGCUUAUCAUCUCUCACGAGAUCAACCAUAAGAGCCCCUUCUGGGAGAUGACAAUGGCGCAAAUCGAGAAGGAAGAGUUCGAGAUCGUGGUUAUCCUUGAGGGCAUGGUGGAGGCCACAGGGAUGACAUGUCAGGCUCGAAGUUCCUACCUGGACACAGAGGUGCUUUGGGGCUACCGCUUUACACCGGUUCUCUCCCUGGAGAAGGGCUUCUAUGAGGUAGACUACAACAACUUCCACGAUGUUUAUGAAACCAACACCCCUACCUGCAGUGCCAAGGAGCUAGCUGCUAAGCUUCGGGAGGGGCCACUAUUGCCUCAGCUUUCACUCCGCAGCCCUGAGCCCAAAAUGCAUACUUUUGACUCCCUAAACCGCAUGUCAGAACAGGACCCACUCAGCCCGGAUGAGGACAAGGAGGAAAGAGAUUUAGGGGGUGACAGAGGAGAGACCAAUGGCUCAGCUGCUGCUUUGGAGGAUCCGCCGCUUGCUGAUGGACUGCCUGGCUGAUGUGACUGACGGCCACAUCAGCUAAAAUCCCAGGACAGAGACUGGACAGGAGGACAGGACAAUAAUGCUUCAUUUAGUCAAUGGCCAGCUUUGUUCCUUUGCAUUGCUUGGAGAUACAAGACAUCUGUCUCCAGUCCCCGAUUCAUGCAAUACUCCUCUACUAGAGUGUCAAUUUAUAGCAUUGAUUGGUUUUGUAGACACGUAAGUAACAUAAACAGACACACGUACAGUAUCUAUAUCUACACUUACAGGUUGGUGGCUCAGAUUUUCUUUUUUAUAAACACAACGACCACUUACUGCUGUAACAGCUCAAGUUGUAUAAUGUUAACUUGAGCUGAAACUGGUAGCCAUAACAGAGUGCCAUGGGCUUAUUAUGAAUGCGCCGAUAUUCUCAUUUUAGAGUGUGUUGAUUCAGCUAAAAUCAAACAGUCUCAGUCUCAUAACUCAGCUAAUGUGUCUGACGGCACGCUUCUGAGUGAUAAUGAAACCUUGUUAUUGAUGAUUUUUAAAAGUUGUGGGGGAUUAUUAUUUCCUUUUUCUGUCAGGUUUGUUAUUAUUCUGUGUCAGAAACCCAAUUCACCCGGGAGGAAAUGUUUAAGGCUUCUAGUUUGCAUAGGAAAGAGAAGACGCAGGAAAUUGUUCUACAAAAGACACUAUGUAGUGGCAAUUUGUUUUCUCACAGUAGUUCACAACUUCCUCAUGGUUGCACAUGGUUGUCAUAUAUAUUUUCAUUGUUUGUCUGAUUGUCUCCCUAACAUACUGGGAGCCUUGACCCAAAAGAAACCAGCUAGUACUUAAUUUUACACUCAUUUUUGAGUUUGAAAUUAACAAUAAGAACCAGGCAAAUGCUAGUAAAAAGCUGUAUAUGCCACUAACUGACUAGUUUGAAAACUACUCAACCUUUUAAAGAUUUAAUUUCCCUUCCCACUGCAGCAACCAAAACAUUAAUUCCAAGCCUCUUUCUUGGUACGCAAAGCACAACUUCCCAUGAGGUGACUCCACACUGACCUGACUCCUCUGCUGCUGGCUCAUGCAUGUCAGUCCUAGGUACAAUAAA
Etheostoma spectabile (orangethroat darter) is the source of this 2656-nucleotide messenger RNA. It is a transcript of the gene kcnj5, whose product is annotated as potassium inwardly rectifying channel subfamily J member 5. The record is from RefSeq and is a predicted model, not a curated record. Gene Ontology annotation, molecular function: inward rectifier potassium channel activity. The transcript has 4 exons. Gene Ontology annotation, cellular component: plasma membrane. Gene Ontology annotation, biological process: potassium ion import across plasma membrane; regulation of monoatomic ion transmembrane transport. Bases 277 to 1599 code for a protein of 440 amino acids. NCBI's taxonomy places the organism in Eukaryota, Metazoa, Chordata, Actinopteri, Perciformes, Percidae.